This is a messenger RNA of Rubroshorea leprosula, 1057 nucleotides long. The record is from the annotation of a GenBank genome assembly. Lineage: Eukaryota; Viridiplantae; Streptophyta; Magnoliopsida; Malvales; Dipterocarpaceae.
UAUAUCCAAGCCCAGAAUAAGGAAGCAUUUCUGGAAAGUUUCUUCUUGUGUUCUUCUCUAGUCUUUCCUCCCAAAUUUUUUAUUUCCAACAAAGUGGUAUCAGAGCUAACUUCCAAAGAUGAAUAGCACUUUUCCCUUUGUAGUUCCCAAACUUAAAAAGGAGAAUUAUGGACAUUGGUGUAUCCACAUGAAGGCAUUGCUUGGCUCACAAGAAGCAUGGGAGGUUGUUGAGAAAGGCUAUGAUGAACCAGAGAAUGAAGGAGUCUUGAAUCAAAAUCAAAAGAAUGCUUUGCAAAAGCUUCGAAAGCAAGAUCAACAUACCCUCUCUAUCAUACACAUGGGCAUGGAUGAAGCUCUAUUUGAGAAAGUUGCUACUACAACAAAGGCUAAGGAAGCCUGGGGAAUUCUUGAGAAUAAUUUUAAAGGAAUUGACAAAGUGAAGAAGGUCCGCCUUCAGACACUUCGCAAUGAAUUUGAAUCCCUACAUAUGAGGGAGUCUGAAUCUGUUUUCGACUAUUUCACUAGAGUGUCUUCCAUUGUCAAUCAAAUGAAGCAUUAUGGAGAGAAGAUUGAAGAUGUACGUGUUGUGGACAAGAUUCUUAGGUCACUUGACUCAAAACUUGAUUUUAAAGACUUAAAAGGAAGCAAGAACCGGUGGCCCAAGUUUUCCAAACUAAGGUCUCUUUGGGAGAAUAAGAGCAAGAGCAUGGACGAACUCAAGGAAGAGGUCAAAGUCGAGGUCGAGGCUAAAGUUGUGGUUGUGGUCGAGGAGGAAAUUUUGGCCGUGGCCAAGGAAGAAAUGAAGGUGGCCAGAAUUUUAACAAUGAAGGGUCGAGCAAUCAACCAUGAGGACGUGGAAACUAUGGUUCAAAGAGAGGAAGUGGAAGAACAUAUGACAAGUCCAAUAUUCCAUGUUAUGCUUGUCACAAAUAUGACCAUUAUGCCAAUGAAUGUAGGAGUUCCUCCACCAACAAUGAAGAGAGGGCUAAUUAUGUUAAAGCAAAAGAAGAAGAAGAAUUGCUAUUCAAUGUAGUUGUAAUCAAACGCUCAGUUAGCC